Molecule: messenger RNA, 5427 nt
Organism: Ahaetulla prasina
Lineage: Eukaryota; Metazoa; Chordata; Lepidosauria; Squamata; Colubridae
Gene: PCK2
Product: phosphoenolpyruvate carboxykinase 2, mitochondrial
Exons: 10
Coding region: 300-2231 (643 amino acids)
Biological process (GO): cellular response to dexamethasone stimulus; gluconeogenesis; response to starvation
Cellular component (GO): cytosol
Molecular function (GO): phosphoenolpyruvate carboxykinase (GTP) activity; manganese ion binding; GTP binding
Source: RefSeq, a predicted model, not a curated record
UUCGCAGGAAUGGCUUGGGGUGAAAGUCCAGCCUGCGCCAUUCGCCCCUUGCUCCGGACUCGGUUUCUUGGCCCCUCGACAAAUCCUGGUUCCCUCGCGGGCGGGCAGACGCUGGAAGGAUGCCGACCGCUCCUUUCUAACCCUGGAUCCUGGGUUCGAGGAGCGGGACCGGUUCCAGCAAUUCCGUGGCGGGAUUUUUCUCCUUCCGCUGCCGCCCCCCCCCAUCCCCGCACCCCGAAGAUCUUAGAAGGCAGGAAACGAGUUUUCACGGCUCAGGUGGUCCUCGAGUUACGGCCACAAUGGUGCCCAACAUUCCUGUGGCUAAGUGGGCCAUCGGCCGUGGAGCCUUCUCGCUUCGGAGAUGGUCUGCGGUGCCGGUACGUUGGGCCCAUGCGCCCCGCGUGCUCCACGGCGACUUGGCCAAACUCUCCGGCCGGGUUCAGGAGUUCGUCGAGCAAGGGGUGCGCCUCUGCCAACCGGACAGCCUCCACAUUUGCGACGGGACGGAGAAAGAGAACACCAAAAUCUUGAAUUUCCUCGAAUCGGAAGGCGUCAUCAAACCGUUGACGAAAUACGAGAACUGCUGGCUGGCAAAAACCGACCCCAAAGAUGUUGCCAGGGUGGAGAGCCGGACGGUCAUCGUCACGGAGAACCAGAGGGACACGAUUCCCAUAACGGCCCCGGGGGUCAAGGGUCAGCUGGGCAACUGGAUGAACCCCAAAACUUUUCAAGAGGCGGUGGACGAUCGGUUUCCGGGUUGCAUGAAAGGGCGCACCAUGUACGUCAUCCCCUACAGCAUGGGGCCCCUCGGUUCGCCGCUCUCCAAAAUCGGGAUCCAGCUGACGGAUUCGGCCUACGUGGUCGCCAGCAUGCGAAUCAUGACGCGGAUGGGGGCGGCGGCCCUCCGCACGCUCGGGGAUGGAGAGUUCGUCAAGUGCCUGCAUUCGGUGGGGCGGCCUUUGCCUCUUAGCGAAGAGCUUGUGAACAAUUGGCCUUGCAAUCCGGAGAAGACCUUAAUCGCCCACGUGCCGAACCGCCGAGAGAUCGUGUCUUUUGGCAGCGGCUACGGGGGCAAUUCCCUGCUGGGGAAGAAAUGCUUUGCCCUCCGUAUCGCUUCGUGCAUCGCCAAGGACGAAGGCUGGCUGGCCGAGCACAUGCUGAUUCUGGGACUCACCAACCCGGAAGGCAAGAAGAAAUACGUAGCGGCUGCUUUCCCCAGCGCAUGCGGAAAGACCAACCUAGCCAUGAUGAAUCCUACCUUGCCGGGCUGGCGCGUGGAAUGCGUCGGGGACGAUAUCGCCUGGAUGAAGUUCGACAGCGAAGGUUGCUUGCGUGCCAUCAACCCCGAGAACGGCUUCUUCGGGGUGGCUCCGGGCACGUCCACUCGGACCAACCCCAACGCCAUGCAUACCAUCCAGCGUAACACCAUCUUCACCAACGUGGCCGAGACCAGUGAAGGCGGAGUCUAUUGGGAGGGCAUCGAUCAGAGGAUUCCGGAAGGGGUGACCAUCAGCACCUGGCAAGGAAAACCUUGGAAACCAGGGGACCCACAACCGGCCGCUCAUCCGAAUUCUCGCUUUUGUGCCCCGGCUCGGCAGUGUCCCAUCAUGGAUCCGGAUUGGGAAUCCCCUCAGGGGGUCCCCAUUGACGCCAUCAUCUUUGGGGGCAGGAGACCGGCAGGGGUGCCUUUGGUGUACGAGGCCUUCAACUGGCGCCACGGGGUCUUCGUGGGCAGUGCCAUGCGGUCGGAGUCCACAGCGGCGGCUGAGCACAAAGGCAAGGUCAUCAUGCACGACCCCUUCGCCAUGCGUCCGUUCUUCGGCUACAACUUCGGCCGCUACCUGGAGCACUGGUUGAGCAUGGAAGGGCGGAAGGGCGUCCGCCUUCCCAAAAUUUUCCACGUCAAUUGGUUCCGGAAAGAUGCCGCCGGGAAUUUCUUGUGGCCAGGUUUCGGGGAAAAUUCCCGGGUCCUGGAUUGGAUCUUCCGCCGGGUGGACGGAGAAGAAUCCGCGAAGGAAACCCCCAUCGGAUACAUCCCGAAAGAAGGCGCCUUAGAUCUCUCAGGCCUAAGCCAGGUGAGCCAUUCGGAGCUCUUCUCGCUGCCCAAGGAAUUCUGGGAACAGGAGGUCCGAGAAGUGAGACAAUACCUGACGGAACAAGUGCCUGAGGACUUGCCCAAGGAAGUCUUGAAAGAACUGGAAGCCUUGGAGACCCGGGUGAAGAAGAUGUGAGGGACCUCAACGGUAGAAGACGUCCAACCAAAGACCAAAGUUUCUUCCCCUGGUUUUCGGAGGGGGGAAGACGAGAUAUCAGGGGCCUUGUUUACAGAAAUAUCCAUUCCUCUUUUUCGUACCAGAUAAGACUCUCUCGUCUCAGGUGUCAUGUUUCCGAGGUCAACUGACAGCCACUCAACGUUCUUCUUUGGCUUUGCUUACCUUCCUUGGCCGGAGUCACCUUGCUUGAUGCCUCUUGUUUCGCUUCCUUCCUCCGCCAGAGGAGAUUCUUUCAGCCAGCGGUGGGAUUCAGAUAAUUGAACAACCAGUUCUCUGCCCUAAGGACCAGCUGGGUAGGCAUGACCGGGUGGGCAUGUGACUGGGUGGGCAUGGCCAACUCGACAUUGCUCACAUCGAGAAGCACUUCACCUCACCCAGCCUCUCCUCUCCUCGCCAUGCCUGGCCCUGCCUUGCCCCUCCCCUCCCAGCCACUCCUUGUCAUGCCCAGCUCCUACUCACCCAGGUGGCCGGGCGAGCAGGUGGGCGGUGAGGCGAGGAGUGGCUGGGAGGAGACGGCCCAGGCAUGGCAAGGCAUGCUAUUCAGCUGGCUCGCCAAACUGCUAGCCGAAACUUAGCUAUCGGUUCUAGCGAACCGGUGCGAACCGGCUGAAUCCCACUGCUUUCCGCUCUGGGGAAAUGGGAAAGGAGAGUGUUCUGUCUCCUUCCCCACUUCGGAGCAACGAGCUAGCCUUCAGCCAGUGGAUUCAUGGCUCUUAUCAGUCCUGGCAGAGAAAUCGCAGCUGCCUGCAAAAGUUCAAACAAAUGACUCACAUAGCAAGACUUUCGGCUCUUUUUGAAAUGGAUCAGCUAAACUUUGCUUCCCGUGGAGUGAGAGCAGUCCCAAACCUCCUUAUAUAUCCUGUGAGGUGGGGCAGGACUCCUGCCCCACCCUUCCUUUUGAUGACGCCACCUCUCUAAUCUUCUGAAGCGCGGGUCAAGCCAAGCUUGAUUAUUCUUAUCAGCCGGGUCUGAAGGCAUAGCCUGGGGAAGGGAGGAAUCAGGGGAUGACGGCCUCAUUACGUCCUCCGACUGGUCUGGUUCUGGCUCCUGGAGCUGAGCCAAAGGAAUCGGUGCUCCCGAGGUAAGCCUUACCGGUCCUUUCCCCUCACUCUCGGAGUCACUUUCGGGCAUGGGGCCAGGUUCGGGGGCGGGAGUCACAACAGAGAGGGUGGCCUUUCAUUUUAUGACAUCACAUGUGCCUUCUGAGGGGUUGGGAAAAUCAUUGGGAAAGAAGGAAGAAGGAAAGAUUUGGGGGGGGGGGGAGAGAUUUAAAACAAACAUGGAAGGCAGUGGCAAGAUUUAUCUCCAAGGCUUAUAUUUCUGGAGGCAGAAACAAGAGUUCUCCAGGAGACUUAUCGCGGCUUAUCAUGAUUCGGACAACACUUCCACUGAAGCAUAGCACAAAAUAUCUUAGUUGCAAGGGGCCUUGGAAGGUCGUCUAGUCCAACCCCUUGCCCAAAGCAAGGGAAAGCCUUUUGCCAUUUCAGACAAACGGUUGCCCAAUCUCUUCUUAAAAACUUCCAGUGUUGGAGAAUUCACAACUUCUGGAAGCAAGUUGUUCCACUGAUUAAUUGUUCUAACUGUCAGGAAAUUUCUCCUUAGUUCUAAGUUGCUUCUUUCCUUGAUGAGUUUCCAUCUGUUGCUUCUUGUCCUGCCUUCAGGUGCUUUGGAGAACAGGUGGACCCCCUUCUUCUUUGGGGCAGCCCCUCAAAUAUUCGAACACUGCCAUCGCAUCGCCCCUAAUCCGAGCAACAUUAACCCCCAAUUGUCCCGCUCUUAAGCAAACCAGAAAUAGGUAGCUAUGUGUCAAAGUUUUCUUUCUAUUAAUUAAAUGUAAAACAGUAUUUUCCAUCCUGUCUCACUGGGCUGCAGCUUUCCUAUCAAGGUCAGAAUAGAAUAGAAUAGAAUAGAAUAGAAUAGAAUAGAAUAGAAUAGAAUAGAAUAGAAUAGAAUAGAAUGAAUUGGAAGGGACCUUGGAGGUCCUCUAGUCCAACCCCCUGCUUAGGCAGGAAACCCUACACCACUUCAGACAAACGGUUACCCAACACCUUCUUAACGUUGGAAAGCUUGACAGUGUUUUAACAUGUGAGGGGCAUGAGUUUUGAUUUUUAUAAGACUGGUAAAAGAUUGUGGGCAGAAAGAGUAGCGAGCCCAAAGACAAAAAUCUAGAGAAAUUGCAUGACUCGCUAACCGAAUCCCGCGAAGCAUUUUUCAACCUUUCAAAGGAGCUAAAUUCACGCCGGCUUGAGGGGCAAGGAAUAAAGUCGUCGAAAUGUUUAACGCGUCCAUCCCUCUGACGAGAAUGCGAAUUGGGGAGCUUCAGCUCUUUUCAUCAAGUGUGGCCUUAGGGCAAAAAGCUACCUUGCAGGAUUGUUGUGAGGACGAAUAAGAUAAUUUGCCACUACAAGCAGCCUCGGAUGGGAUUCAGAUCAGGGUGAUAGGUCUGGUGCCUUUUUAAUAUCACAUUGCUAUGGGAAUCAUGGGAAUCGUGUUUUCGAACAGAAUUUCUCAAACACGGUCGCUCCCAGCCAGAAUUCUGGGAGUUGAAGUCCACACGUCUUAAAAAGUGUUUGAAAGACACUACUAGUUUAAAUGUUUUCAGGACAUUGCAGCAAUGCAAGCAACAGCUAAUGAAGAAUCCACUUUAUAGCCUAAUGAAUAUGUUAAAUCCAGUGAGGGGGAAUAAAUUAUAUUAUAAUUAGCUCCUUUCGUGCUAAAACGGGCCUGUUACACUUAAUCAGCUGAGAAUUUUUUAAUAGUUAUUAGGUGGAAUCUUUAAUUGGUGCUCAACGUGAAAGUCAAUUUUCCUCUUAUCUGUCUACAUUCCUCGUACAUCUAGAUUCCAUAUAACGGGUUUAUAUAUGUCUUGCCUUUUUUUAAAAUUGCCGAUAACGUGCUGGAUUUUUAAUGUUGUAGUGAGAAAGACACUCUGCGGAAGAGAGAAAAAAAGGCCAAGAAAAAUAAAACUGCUCAACAUUUUUGGGUAGAGUUGUUUGGCCAGAAACAAGACAGCAUCUGUUGAAAAAAAAAAAAAAACCUAGAAAAGCUAUAUGAUUGACUAAAAUGUAAUUGGUGUGAGUGGCAAGGAGGAUUUUGAAACAGAAAAAAAUAUAUCCCAUAUUUUAUUAACAAUAAACACAAAUAAGAAUAAUAA